AAUAAAAGAAAGAGAGAGAAAAGGAAAGUGCAAGAGCAAGAGAAGAAAGCGAAAAGAAAGAGUCGGACACUGUUGAACUUGAAAAUUUGCUUAUAGUAAUUCAAGUAUAAACAAAAGGCAGAGCUACAGAUUUUACGAAUUUCUUUUGAUUUUUGAUAUCUUUAGAACAAUUUAGAAUCAAGCACUUUUUAUUCCUCCUCUUUUUUUUUUUUUAAAUAGUGAAAUAAAUAAAAUCUCAAAGCAUCAGUGAGUUAAUUCUAUGUCGAGCGAGAGGGUCCUCGUUGAGUUGUCCAAGGGCGUUAACGGCCUGGACAAAAUAAUCCUCCGCGAGACACGUGGCAGCUCCGCCGAGGUUUAUUUGUAUGGAGGCCAUGUGACAUCUUGGAAGAAUGACCAUGGAGAGGAGUUGCUUUUCGUCAGUAGUAAGGCAUUAUUCAAGCCUCCAAAAGCCAUCCGUGGAGGAAUACCAAUAUGCUUCCCUCAAUUUUCAAAUCAUGGUACUCUUGAGCAGCAUGGAUUUGCUAGAAAUAGAUUUUGGAGCAUUGACACUGAUCCACCUGCUUUUCCAACAAACUCGUCCGGUAAAGCUCACAUCGAUUUGAUCCUUAGGCCUUCUGAAGAAGAUAUGAAGAUUUGGCCUCACAGUUAUGAGUUCCGCCUGAGGGUAGCUUUGGGGCCGGGAGGAGAUCUAAUGUUAACGUCUCGCAUCAGGAAUACAAAUACUGAUGGGAAGCCAUUUACAUUCACAUUUGCAUAUCACACUUAUUUUUCUGUUUCUGACAUCAGUGAAGUUCGUGUUGAAGGAUUAGAGACACUUGAUUAUCUGGAUAACUUACAGAACAAGGAGCGUUUUACUGAACAGGGAGAUGCAAUAACGUUUGAAACAGAAUUGGACAAGAUAUACCUUAGUACUCCUACAAAAAUUGCAAUUCUGGAUCAUGAAAAGAAGAGAACCUUUGUAAUACGCAAAGACGGAUUACCUGAUGCUGUGGUGUGGAAUCCUUGGGAUAAAAAGGCAAAGGCUAUGGCUGAUUUUGGAGAUGAUGAAUACAAGCAUAUGCUCUGCGUGGAGGCUGCUGCUAUUGAGAAACCUAUCACAUUGAAACCUGGCGAGGAAUGGAGAGGAAGGCAAGAACUUUCUGCUGUUCCUUCUAGUUAUUGUAGCGGGCAACUUGAUCCUCAGAAAGUCCUCCUGGGCAGCUGAAAGAUCCAUUACUGUGGUCAAUAUUAUGUACAGAGUUCCGAACACAUAUCUAUAAACCACAAUGCGAAAGUCCUUGCAUCCUUCGCAUCUGAGUCAUGAGCCACUUUGCCACAUGAAGUGGAUUCGAUUAUUGAGAGGAUGUGAAAUAUCAGAAUUACUAAGCAUCUUGGUUUAGUUAAAAGCAGAUCAUCACUUGAAAGAAACUGCGUGUUAACAACAAUGAAAAUGGAAGCACAUCAGCAAGAUGGAAAUGUGGGAGGGAUAAAGCGAAAGAGAAAGCCAAGUUUUGAAGGGUUAGAACCAUAUGCAAUCUGCACAUUCUGCGAUGUUUGCUUUGCAAGAUACAACAUAAUCUCCAAGGUCUCUGUUGAUAAUGGCAUGUGCAAUUACGUGCUUUGUGGUUUCAUGGGCAUGUGUUCGGAACUCUGACCACUGCUGUUCUUGAAAUGCUAUUUGUUAGGUCUAAAUUUGGUGAGAGUGAGUUCAAAUAGAAGGAAAAAUGAUUUUAUUUUUUUGUAUAAUUAAAUGUUAUAAAUGAUCGAUAUUUAUUUUUAAGGACGUAAAGCAUUUUAAGUUAUUAAUGAUGUGUCAUUUUGUGGUUGAUUGACAGUGUAUAUAAACCCUAAAUAUAUGUAAGAUAUUUGAUUGUCCCAAGCUGUUCAUUAACUUCUCUGUUCUUAAGUGGCCAUAAUUUUUGGCUUUGUAGUCGUUUCAAUCAGUUUCUUUUAGUUCUUUUGCAUGUAUGUGCUCUUAUAUUAUUUCAAAGUAGAGAACAGUGCAGUAUUUGUCUUUGGCUAUAACUACCCUGAACAUGUUUUGUAAGUAGGGAUAGUGCUGUUUUUGUAUUAGCUACAAUUGAUUUUGUUUUGCUUACAACGGUCAAGUUGAUGAACCUCUUUGUUAUCAAGCAAUCAGGAGUCAUUUCUA
This is a messenger RNA of Theobroma cacao (cacao), 2131 nucleotides long. NCBI's taxonomy places the organism in Eukaryota, Viridiplantae, Streptophyta, Magnoliopsida, Malvales, Malvaceae. The record is from RefSeq and is a predicted model, not a curated record.